AUGGCAAAUGGCGCUGAAGUGGUCGGAAAGGUGCCAAACCCCAAUGCUGGACAGCCUCAUUUUACGACAGCAAGUGAGGUCGCCACAAUGGAAUUUGUUCGCAAUAUUUUGGGUACUCCUGCUCCAUGUGUUCUAGCCUGGAGUUCGAAAGCAGGCGAGAACGCUGUUGGUGCCGAAUACAUCAUCAUGGAAAAGGUUGGGCGUAUCCAGCUAGGUCAUGCCUGGGACAAGAUGGGCAUCGAAGAUAGAUUUGAAAUUUGUAGUGAUGCGAUGAAAGAGGGAGAGAGUUGUCAAUUCCUGAAGGGCAGAAUGCCCGACUAUCUAGUUAUGGGGGUUGGUGCCUGCCGGGCUGAUGGUCAGGUGACCACCAUGUCCAAUAAAUACAGAGCGAUAGCACUCAUGCCAAACAGCCUCAUUUUGCCAUUGGGCCAUCGACAGGUCGAGAUCAAGCUGAUCAUGGAAUGGUAUCGAUUGAUUUUGACCGCGGACCAUGGGAUGAUGCCCUUCAAUAUCGUCGCGCAGUGGGUUUCCGAGAGAUGCACGCGCAAAAUCUUGCAGGACCGAAGGAUCCUCAAUCCAAACCAGAUUAUUCUCCACCUUCAGAUCUGCUGA
Messenger RNA from Penicillium roqueforti, 612 nucleotides. RefSeq lists its product as uncharacterized. Bases 1 to 612 code for a protein of 203 amino acids. Gene Ontology annotation, cellular component: mitochondrion. The record is from RefSeq and is a predicted model, not a curated record. Lineage: Eukaryota; Fungi; Ascomycota; Eurotiomycetes; Eurotiales; Aspergillaceae. The transcript has 4 exons.